CGCGUGCCCUUUGAACCCGGAAGUCGUCGCGGCGGCCUGGGCGGACUCGGUUUGAAUGAAAUCCGGCUGAUUCACGGCGGCCCGGGCCCAGGCGGCGCGGCCGGGGAGGGCUCCACGCGAGGAAAGAGACCUUCUGGCAACAUCUUUAUAGUCAAAAAGUAGGAGCUGCUCCUGGGUUUGUUCUGCAUUCACCUCUUGCUGAGCACCAGAAAUAUGGAUAGACUUCUGCGACUUGGAGGAGGUAUGCCUGGGCUGGGACAGGGGCCACCAACAGAUGCUCCUGCAGUCGAUACAGCGGAACAGGUUUAUAUCUCUUCCCUUGCACUGCUGAAAAUGUUGAAGCAUGGUCGUGCUGGUGUCCCUAUGGAAGUUAUGGGUCUGAUGCUCGGGGAAUUUGUUGAUGAUUACACUGUGAGAGUGAUUGAUGUUUUUGCAAUGCCACAGUCAGGGACGGGUGUCAGUGUGGAGGCAGUUGAUCCUGUAUUUCAAGCAAAAAUGUUGGAUAUGCUGAAACAGACAGGAAGACCUGAGAUGGUAGUUGGUUGGUAUCAUAGUCACCCUGGCUUUGGCUGUUGGUUGUCUGGUGUAGAUAUCAAUACUCAGCAGAGUUUUGAAGCCUUAUCUGAAAGAGCUGUUGCUGUGGUUGUGGAUCCCAUUCAGAGUGUGAAAGGAAAGGUUGUUAUUGAUGCCUUCAGAUUGAUCAAUGCUAAUAUGAUGGUCUUGGGACAUGAACCAAGACAAACAACUUCAAAUCUGGGUCACUUAAACAAGCCAUCUAUCCAGGCACUAAUUCAUGGACUAAACAGACAUUACUAUUCUAUCACCAUCAACUACAGGAAGAAUGAACUAGAACAGAAGAUGUUGCUAAAUUUGCAUAAGAAGAGUUGGAUGGAAGGUUUGACACUCCAGGACUACAGUGAACAUUGCAAACUCAAUGAAACAGUUGUGAAGGAGAUGUUAGAAUUAGCUAAGAAUUAUAACAAGGCUGUUGAAGAAGAAGAUAAGAUGACACCUGAACAGCUGGCAAUAAAAAAUGUUGGCAAGCAGGACCCCAAACGUCAUUUAGAAGAGCAUGUGGAUGUGCUGAUGACCUCAAACAUUGUCCAGUGUUUAGCAGCUAUGUUGGAUACAGUUGUAUUUAAAUAACCAAUUUACUGUUUGUGAUGUUUUCUGUGUAUAUUUGUUUAUUGUUUCUAAUACCCACAAAACAGAGACUGUUGAGGCUAUAUUUGAUUAAACAGAGACAUCUGACUUCAUUUGCAAUGUAAGUGCAGCACUAUAACACCUUUCAGUCUCUUAAUUGUGCAGUUUCUUCAGUUUCUUUAUGUCAGGGUCUUUACAGAUUCCAAAGCAUUCAAGAACACAAUGUGGGCAAAAAUGUAUUGCAUUUUCAUUUAAUAUUUUGGGGGAAAAUCAGUAGUAUAUAUAUAUUUUCAUUGCUGCAACAUAAUAAAAAUACAUUUACAAACCUGUCUUAA
Messenger RNA from Calypte anna (Anna's hummingbird), 1478 nucleotides. RefSeq names its product proteasome 26S subunit, non-ATPase 14 (gene PSMD14). Gene Ontology annotation, biological process: protein deubiquitination; proteasome-mediated ubiquitin-dependent protein catabolic process. Gene Ontology annotation, cellular component: proteasome regulatory particle, lid subcomplex. The coding region runs from base 214 to 1146 and encodes 310 amino acids. The record is from RefSeq and is a predicted model, not a curated record. The transcript is spliced from 12 exons. Gene Ontology annotation, molecular function: protein binding; proteasome binding; metallopeptidase activity. NCBI's taxonomy places the organism in Eukaryota, Metazoa, Chordata, Aves, Apodiformes, Trochilidae.